AUGGCGCCCGAAGCUCUGAACGUCAUUGCGCUGGUCUCCGGCGGCAAGGACAGCUUCUUCUCUGCCCUGCACUGUCUGGCCAAUGGCCACCGCAUCGUGGCUUUGGCCAACUUGCACCCGCCAGAGAGCACCACGGCGCGGGUAGCAUCCGUGGCCCCGGGCGCACCGCAGCACGGUUCACCCUUGGGAUCCGGUGGUACCAAUGAUCACCACCUUGACGGCGAAGAGGACGAGACGGACCUCAAUAGCUUCAUGUACCAGACGGUCGGCCACCAGGCGAUCCCACUAUACGCCGCGGCCACCGGCUUGCCUCUAUUCCGACAAGCUAUCAUUGGCACUACACUCCAGCACGGCGUGAGCUACCAGGGUCCUCAACUCCCAACCAGCACAGCGGGUGCGCCUGACUCGGGCUCUGGACCACAGCCUGGCGCGGGCCAGGGCUUGGAGGACGAGACUGAGUCGCUGGUCCCUUUGCUUCGUGCUGUUAUCGCAGAUCAUCCCGAGGCCAAUGCUUUAUGCACUGGCGCCAUCUUGUCUACCUACCAGAGGACCCGUAUCGAAUCUGUGGCACUACGUCUGGGUCUCGUGCCUCUCGCCUACCUAUGGCAGUACCCCGUUCUCCCGCUGCCUACAGCUAGAGCUGAAGCCACAGCUGGCAUUGCUGGGGAUCAGUCCGCACUAAGGACCGGGACCCGGGACCGAGAUAGCAGCGAUGACGAUGCUCAGCUACUUCGUGACAUGGCGGAUGUGGGCUUGGAGGCGCGCAUCGUAAAGGUGGCCAGCGCGGGUCUGGACGAAGACUUCCUCUGGGAGAACGUGGCCACCGACCGGACCGUUCAGCGCAUGAAGCGAGCCUUAAGGCGGUUUGGCGGGGGCGAUCGCGGAUCCGUGCUUGGCGAGGGAGGCGAGUUUGAGACCUUGGUCCUUGACGGCCCGCCUGCACUGUUCAAAGGGAGGAUCGUGGUCGGAGAAGCAGGCCGAAGGGUCGUGCGUGAGGGCGGAGGCAGUACAUGGCUGAGUAUCCGCGACGCACGUGUCGAGUUGAAAGCCGCUCCACAGGGUGCCGCUGCAAAUGGAGUUCGCAUACCUGAACUGCUUGAUCCUCGGUUUCAGUCAGUCUUGGACGGACUGCAAACGAGCGAUCUCGCUUCAGCUGACAGAGUAGAGGAUACUCUACCGGGCGGACCUCUACCAACGAUCAAUGUUGAGACAAGACCGUCGACGAGCCACCAGUGGUGUUACGUUGGCAAAACGUCUGAGGUGGCUGUUACAGAGCAGACUGCGCAGAUUAUAGCUGAAAUCCGGCAGCAGCUCAGCGAGUCCUCGCUUACAGCUAACGCCAUCACUAACUCGAUCAUUAUCUUGAGGCACAUGUCAGACUUCCCAACAAUCAACCAGUUGUACGGCUCUUUGUUUACGGAGCCUAACCCGCCUGCGCGAGUUACUAUUUCUUGUGGCGAUCUACUACCCCCUGAGUCCCAAAUAGCCAUAUACCUCACCGUCAACUCCCAACUCCCUCCAAAUGCCAGGGAGGGCCUUCAUGUACAGUCCAGAUCGUACUGGGCGCCUGCAAACAUCGGCCCCUAUAGCCAAGCUAUCACAUUCCCCCUGAAUGUCUCGCACAGCGGGGCCGAAGGAUCAUAUAACGACCAUGGUACAAAGGCCAUUACUAUAGCGGGCCAGAUACCACUCUUACCUGCGCCGAUGGUAUUCCCACCUGACUCUCCAGAUGCUGUGGCGAUGCAGAUAACCCUGUCAUUACAGCAUCUUUGGCGCAUUGGUCUUGAGAUGCGCACUCAAUGGUGGAGUGGCGCUGUGGCUUAUUUCCCCAGGGCCUCUUCAUCUGCCACUAUGAAGCAGAUGGCAACCCUAACAGCCCAAGCAUGGCGAACAACCCACCUAUGGUCAGUAGCCGGUGUUGAUUCAGACGAUGAAGGGGGCCCAGAUCUGUGGGAUCGGACAUAUAAUCCUCAGUUCAUGACGUUGGCAAGCGCCGACCAGCCCUCUUCAACAACUGACCUCCCUGAUUGGGAAAGCCUGAGGGGUUUCGAUAUAGAUGACGACCAAAAGACAAGACCCAUUCCCUACGUUUUCGCUGCAGAGGUUCAGGAACUGCCUCGAGGCGCUGGCGUAGAAUGGCACGCCCAUCUUGGUCUGGCAAAGGUAAGCCCAGGGUCCAUAUCCGUCGUUAACUCGACGUACGGUGUGGUGGUCUCGGAUUGUAAUGGUAGUCUCGAGAUCCAGCAUGUCGUGGUUGACAAUGCGGACGGAUUGUUCAUCCACACUACUGCUGCCUUCGCAACGGAAAAGACUGCGCCCCUCUCAUCGCUGUUGGAGGGCGUAACGUCCGCUGUGGCAGAUGGAAUAAAAAAUACUCUCGAGACCACGGCAGGAGGUCAACUGCAGGGAGAAUGGGCAAAUGUCCCUCCGUAUCUCUCUUAUACGGAUGCAAAUGGCCUAUCCUCAAAGGAACUAGACGGGCAUCAAUCUGGCGAACAGUCACCCUUUGGGGCAGUCAUUCCUUGCCAUUCCCUGUGGAACGCCCAAGGAGACCGUUUGAAGGUAGUGGCUCUUUUUCAGAACCACUUUGCAAAGCCGGAGUAA
Messenger RNA from Neoarthrinium moseri, 2604 nucleotides. RefSeq lists its product as uncharacterized. The coding region runs from base 1 to 2604 and encodes 867 amino acids. NCBI's taxonomy places the organism in Eukaryota, Fungi, Ascomycota, Sordariomycetes, Amphisphaeriales, Apiosporaceae. The record is from RefSeq and is a predicted model, not a curated record. The transcript has a single exon. Gene Ontology annotation, molecular function: diphthine-ammonia ligase activity. Gene Ontology annotation, biological process: protein histidyl modification to diphthamide.